Messenger RNA from Daldinia loculata, 681 nucleotides. RefSeq lists its product as uncharacterized. The transcript is spliced from 3 exons. The record is from RefSeq and is a predicted model, not a curated record. Lineage: Eukaryota; Fungi; Ascomycota; Sordariomycetes; Xylariales; Hypoxylaceae. Bases 1 to 681 code for a protein of 226 amino acids.
AUGGAAUAUUCAGACUCGGAUCAGGUCAUUCAAGUACUAGAUGGCAUCGUGAGCACACGUGUAAUACAUCACCCAGACAGGGCUUUCGCCUUUGAAGUCACACUUGAUCUACUAAAAGGUGCCAAAUUCUUUGCUCAAAAGCCUCCACUUCACUUUCACGCAAAUCAAGCCGAGUAUAUCCAGGCAAUCCAAGGGAAAACAGGACUUGAGCUGGAAGGGCGGGAAAUUGUGCUUUCGCCAGGCUCUCCGGAAUAUUACAUUGGAAGCUGGGUAAACCACCGCUCAUAUCCCAUUUCCAUACCCCUUCAAGACGGCGUGGAAAAGGUGAAGUUUCUAUUAUCGGGUGCUAAAACCCCCGAGCCCUUCCAGCUCAACACUCUGUUCUUCGAAAAUUGGUACAGAUACCAGGAAAACGUAUUGAGUACAGGCAAGAGGAUUGACCUCAUUCAGAUCCUUAGCACGUUUGACGGUGGAGGGACAUACCUAUCCCCCCCAUCCUGGAUGCCUUGCGGUGGAAGAAUAUCACAGAUAUUUGGUGUCGUUGUGGGCAGGUGGUUGGGGGGCCUCUUGGGGUACCAGCCCUUUUAUCGAGAAUGGUCCUCUGAUUGGGAGCUCGCCUGUCGUCAAAUGCAGACUUCCAUAUUCCAACGGCGGUUUGCGAAGUUCCAUAAGGCGGAUUGA